Messenger RNA from Lytechinus variegatus (green sea urchin), 1028 nucleotides. Its product is annotated as putative nuclease HARBI1. The coding region runs from base 115 to 1014 and encodes 299 amino acids. The transcript has 4 exons. NCBI's taxonomy places the organism in Eukaryota, Metazoa, Echinodermata, Echinoidea, Temnopleuroida, Toxopneustidae. The record is from RefSeq and is a predicted model, not a curated record.
AUUCAGCAACACAUAGGAAGACCGGAGCGUGGAUUAAGGGACAGGAAGAAUCCAUUUGAAUGCUACGAGGAUGAACCUUUCAGAGAAAGGUACCGCUUCUCCAAAGAAACUGCGAUGUAUAUCAUCAAUAUGCUCGAAGGGGAUUUAGAGAGACAGACAGACAGGAAUGACCCAUUGCCUGUCAUGUUGCAGGUUUUGACUGGAUUUCGUUUCUAUGCUGUUGGCACCUUUCAGAAGAUGCAUGCAGACGAAGCAACUGUAUCACAAUCAUCCGUGUGCAGAAUCAUCAAAGAUGUUUCUGAGGCAAUCGCAAGGAGGAAGAGACAGUUCAUGAAGUUUCCGACCACAAGAGAUGAAAUUGAAACCACCCAGCGACAAUUUUAUGAUUACUGCGGGUUUCCAGGGGUCAUCGGUGCUAUCGAUGGGACCCAUGUCUACAUCAGGAGUCCUGGUGGGGAACAAGCCCUGUACUUCCUAAACAGGAAGAACAGGUACUCUGUAAAUGUACAGGUUGUAUGUGAUGUAGCUGGAAAAAUAACAAAUAUCGUUGCCAGAUGGCCGGGCAGCACCCACGAUUCACGGAUUUUCUCUGAGUGUGCAUUGAAAGGACAGCUGGAAGCUAGGGCUGAUGGUUCUGAGUGGCUACUUGGGGAUAGUGGGUACCCCUGCCUCCCCUUUCUGUUGACUCCCCUCCUUAAUCCUCUUGGACGGCCACAGGUGCGCUACAAUAGCGCCCACAAAAGAGGACGUUGCGUUAUCGAGCGCACCUUUGGCCGUUGGAAGAGGAGGUUCCCGUGCCUCAAUGAUUUGCGCGUGAAGGUGGAUACUACUUUCACAAUAAUAGUGGCUUGCUCGGUCCUGUGGAACAUCUCCCUCGACCAUAACGAGGUAGAUAUUCCAGGACCUGAGCCAGAGGAAAUGCCUCCACUUGUCCACCUUCCUCCUGGCCUACAUGACGAUGUCGCUGGUAGGCUCAGGAGAGAGCAAAUCAUUGAGGACCAUUUUUCCAACUAACCCAAGUAUCCACU